CAAAAAUAAUCGAAUUUGAAAAAUUAUAAGAAAAUGAACUAGUGGUGUUUAAAAAUUAAAAUCAUUACGAACUUUUAAAUCGAACAUUCACAAACUUUUGACAAAAAUUUGAUCAAACCUGGACAAUCAUCCUCCAAAUAUCAUCACGCAAAAAUGUCACCCCAAAAAAUCACUUCCAACCCAAGCACCAUCAAAAUCUUCUCAAUUUAUUAAUUUCCAAAAUCCAUUAUCAAAAUGGAUCAAGACAUAAAAUUCGCAGCCCAGUGUCUCCUGGCAAUGUCAGCCGGCAAAAGUGUCGACACUCCGCCUCUGGAUUUGAGCAACAGAUCUCCUCAUCCGAAUUUCGAUCAAGAACCUUGCAAAGUCGACGACGGGAAACUUGCCAGUAGGAACAGCCCCAUGUACCUGGUAGCCAGGAUUUUAACAGACCUGACUAGUAUUAAACAAGAACCUGUUCCUGAAAUCCAGAGUGAUGAUGAUGAAUUGCAUAUAGAUGAAGAUGCUUUAAUCGAUUCUGAGGAUAAAAUUCAGGAGGGUCAGGAAGACAAAGUUUUAUCGAUGGAUGUCCAGGAUAAACCUGUUUCUGAUUGCCCAGGAUCUCCGAAUGAAAAUCAGGAUGUCCUGAAUGUUAUGUCUAAUAUCGAUAGUGGUGGUGGGAUUAGUAGUAGUGGUUUACAUAGUGUUGAAAGUGCGACUAGUGGUGUGAAAAGUGGUAAGAAAGUGCCGAGUGCUCCCAAGGAGUUCCGGAAAACGCACAAGUGCGCCUAUGAAGGCUGCGAUAAGGUUUAUGGCAAAAGCUCGCAUCUCAAGGCACAUUUGAGGACACAUACAGGUGAAAGGCCUUUCCCCUGUUCCUGGUCAGGAUGCGGAAAAAAAUUCGCCAGGAGUGACGAGCUGGCACGUCACACACGCACACACACCGGAGAAAAAAACUUUCCUUGUCCUGUUUGUGACAAGAGGUUCAUGCGAAGUGAUCAUCUUAGUAAACAUGCAAGACGUCACCCAAACUUCGAUCCUUCGGUUUUGCGUCAACGCCGAACGCCCAAUCGGGCGUUUUCGGUAAAUUCGAGCGAAGGGACGCCCUCCGAUGUCCUUUCGGAUUAUAUGCCAAGCCCUUAAGAAGACGAAGAAAAUUAUAAGGGAUGAUUAUAAAUUUAAAGAACAAGAUUGAGGAUGUACAAGGCUUAAAAGUGUUUGUGCAUAAUGAAGUUUUACUUGGAAUUACAGAUGUGGAUCUAGGAAG
This is a messenger RNA of Ctenocephalides felis (cat flea), 1243 nucleotides long. RefSeq names its product Krueppel-like factor 9. Gene Ontology annotation, biological process: regulation of transcription by RNA polymerase II. The transcript is spliced from 4 exons. The coding region runs from base 235 to 1119 and encodes 294 amino acids. The record is from RefSeq and is a predicted model, not a curated record. Lineage: Eukaryota; Metazoa; Arthropoda; Insecta; Siphonaptera; Pulicidae. Gene Ontology annotation, molecular function: RNA polymerase II cis-regulatory region sequence-specific DNA binding; DNA-binding transcription factor activity, RNA polymerase II-specific.